Elephantulus edwardii (Cape elephant shrew) is the source of this 1191-nucleotide messenger RNA. RefSeq names its product Smad nuclear interacting protein 1 (gene SNIP1). Gene Ontology annotation, molecular function: protein binding; mRNA binding. The transcript is spliced from 4 exons. Lineage: Eukaryota; Metazoa; Chordata; Mammalia; Macroscelidea; Macroscelididae. Gene Ontology annotation, cellular component: nucleus. The coding region runs from base 1 to 1191 and encodes 396 amino acids. The record is from RefSeq and is a predicted model, not a curated record. Gene Ontology annotation, biological process: miRNA processing.
AUGAAGGAAGUAAAAAGCGAGCGGGAACGGGGAGGCCGGCGAAGGCACCGAGAUACAGACGUAGUGGCGGCGGCGAUGGUAGUAGUGAAACAGGAGCGCCUCAGCCCGGAAACGGAGCCUCCCGCUCACCGCCGCCCGGAUUCCUCCGGCCGCAGUCCGUCCUCGCCGACCGGCCAGCCAGGUCGCCCGGGUUACCGCGGGACCCGAACCCACGGAGGCAGCCGGUCCCCAGCCAAAAGGAAAAGCAAGUUUUCAGGGAGAAGAAGCAAAUCUCCUCGGAGUAAGAGAAGCCGAAGUCCUCACCACUCAACAGUCAAAGUGAAGCAGGAACGUGAAGAUCAUCCCCGGAAAGGACGAGAGGAUCGACAGCACCGGGAACCUUCAGAACAGGAACACAGGAGAGCUAGGAACAGUGACCGAGAGAGACACCGAGGCCAUUCCCACCAGAGGAGGACCGCUGACGAAAGGCCUGCGGGUGGCCAGGCUCAGGGACGGGAUAGAGACCUUCAGAACUUGCAGGCUCAAGAAGCAGAGAGGGAAUUUCAUAAUGCUAGGCGACGGGAGCAUCGCCAGAAGAAUGAAGUUAGUAAUAAUGAUAAUGAGUCUCAUCAGUUAGUUCCUCGUCCUGGUGGUAACAGUAAAGAAAAGGAGCCUCCUGCGAAAGAAAAGCCAAGCUUUGAACUCUCUGGGGCACUCCUUGAGGACACUAACACCUUUCGAGGUGUGGUCAUUAAAUAUAGCGAGCCUCCAGAAGCACGUAUCCCCAAAAAACGGUGGCGUCUCUACCCCUUUAAGAAUGAUGAGGUGCUCCCAGUCAUGUAUAUCCAUCGAAAGAGUGCUUACCUCCUGGGUCGACAUCGCAGGAUUGCAGACAUUCCUAUUGACCAUCCCUCUUGUUCUAAGCAGCAUGCAGUAUUUCAAUAUCGGUUGGUGGAGUACACUCGUGCUGAUGGGACAGUUGGCCGCAGGGUGAAGCCCUAUAUCAUUGACCUUGGCUCAGGCAACGGAACCUUCUUAAACAAUAAGCGCAUUGAACCACAGCGAUACUAUGAACUGAAAGAAAAAGAUGUAUUUAAAUUUGGCUUCAGUAGCAGAGAGUAUGUCUUGCUUCAUGAGUCCUCUGACACUUCAGAAGUAGAUAGGAAAGAAGACGAAGAUGAUGAGGAAGAAGAGGAAGUCUCUGACAGCUAG